Messenger RNA from Adineta steineri, 3480 nucleotides. Lineage: Eukaryota; Metazoa; Rotifera; Eurotatoria; Adinetida; Adinetidae. The record is from the annotation of a GenBank genome assembly.
AUGGAUGAAAUAUUGAAAGAACUAUUUGAAGCUUGUCGAAAUGGAGAUUUAGUUAAAGUUAAAAAUUUAAUUACACCUGAAAAUAUUAAUGCACAAGAUGUACUUGGAAGAAAAUCGACACCUCUUCAUUUUAGUUCAGGUUUUGGUCGUAAAGAUGUUGUCGAAUAUCUUCUAAGUCAAAAUGCUAAUGUUCAUAUGAAAGAUGAUGGCGGUCUUAUUCCAUUACAUAAUGCAGCAAGUUUUGGUCAUGCUGAAGUUGUUCAAUUACUUCUUAAUCAUCAUUCAGAUGUUAAUGCAUUAGAUAGUUGGAAUUAUAGUCCACUUGCAGAAGCAGCUAGUAAAGGAAAAGUUGAUGUUUGUUUGAUUCUCAUACAACAUGGUGCUGAUCCAAAUUUAAAAAAUAGUGAUGGAAAAUGUGCACUUGAUCUUGCCGAUUCAUCAACACGACCAGUCUUAACUGGUGAAUAUCGAAAAGAUGAAUUACUUGAAGCAGCUAGAUCAGGUAAUGAAGAAAAACUCUUAAGUUUAUUAACAUCAACAAAUGUUAAUUGUCAUGCAAGUGACGGAAGAAAAUCAACUCCAUUACACCUAGCGGCUGGAUAUAAUCGAUUAGCUAUUUGUAAAAUAUUACUUGAACAUGGUGCUGAUGUUCUAUGCAAAGACAAAGGUGGACUUGUUCCAUUACACAAUGCAGCUUCAUACGGACAUUACGAAGUUGCUGAGCUUUUAAUUGAACAUGGUGCUCAAAUCAAUGCUAGUGAUUUAUGGCAAUAUACGCCUAUUCAUGAAGCUGCUUCGAAAUCACGUGUUGAUGUUUGUACACUUUUAUUAAGUCACGGAGCUGAUCCAACUUUACCGAAUUGUCAUAGUAAAACAGCACUGGAUAUUGCUGCUAGUCGAGAGUUACGUGAUCGAAUUUUAUAUGAAUAUAAUGGAUAUUCAUUUCUUGAUGCAAUACAUCAUGGUGAUAUAAGUCGAAUUAAAAAACUUUUAACAAAUGAAACUAUUAAUUUUCGACAUUUUAAAACAGAAAAUUCACCAUUACAUAUUGCUUGUAUGUCAUCCUCUGGAAAACAUCGGCGUCAAAUUCUUGAAAUAUUAAUACGACGUAAUGCUCUUAUGAAUAUUUUGAAUGCCGAACAAUUAGCUCCUAUUCAUAUUUGCGCUGCUGCUGAUUAUUGUGAUCUCAUAGAGAUUUUAUUAAAAAAUAAUGUUGAUAUUAAUUUACUUGAUGGUCAAGGACAAUCAGCAUUACAUCAUGCUGUUAAAGGUGGACAUAUAAAUGCAUGUCGAUUGUUACUUUCACAUAAAAUUGAUACUUUAAUUGUAUCAUCAUGUGGACAAACAGCAUCAGAUAUAGCAUUAACAUCAAAUAUUCAACAAUUAUUAAUGACAUGUACAAAUGACAAAAUUGUUUCAACACCGAGUAUUACUGAUCUUGAAUUACAAUUACUUGAAGCAUCAAAAUCUGGUGAUCUCGAUGUUGUUAAACAUGUACUCACAUUUAAUCCAACAUUAGUUAAUUGUCGUGAUGCUCUAGGUAGAAACAGUACACCACUUCAUUUUGCUGCUGGAUAUAAUCGCUUACAAGUUGUUGAAUAUUUAUUAGUAAUGGGAGCAGAUGUUACUGCAAGAGAUAAAGGUGGUCUUGUUCCUUUACAUAAUAGUUGUAGUUAUGGACAUUUUGAAGUAACAGCAUUAUUAUUAAAACAUGGUGCAUCACCUCAAAUAGCUGAUCUAUGGAAAGUAACACCAUUACAUGAAAGUGCAGCAAAAGGCAAAUUUGAAAUAUGUAAAUUACUCAUGAAAUACGGUGCUGAUACAAAUAAAAAGAAUCGUGAUGGUGCAAUACCACUCGAUUUAGUUAAAGAACGUGAUAGUGAUGUAGCUGAUUUAUUACGUGGUGAUAGUGCUAUUUUAGAUUUAGCUAAAAAGGGCAAUUUAGAACGAUUAAGAAAAUUAAUAACAUCAGAAAAUGUGAAUUGUAGAGAUCCACUAGGAAGAAAUAGUACACCAUUACAUUUAGCUGCGGGAUAUAAUCAUUAUGAAAUUGCUCAGAUUUUAUUAGAAAAUGGAAGUGAUCCAAAUGCUGUUGAUAAAGGUGGAUUAAUAGCUCUUCAUAAUGCAUCAUCAUUUGGACAUGUUGAUGUUGCUACUUUAUUAAUUAAUUAUCAUUCCGAUGUUAAUGCUCGUGAUAAUUGGUCAUAUACUCCUUUACAUGAAGCUGCAUCAAAAGGACGUACUCAAUUAUGUUCGUUACUUCUUUCUCAUGGUGCAAAUCCACAUCUUCGUAAUCAAGAUAAUCAAACUCCACUAGAUUUAGCAUCAGCUGAUGAUGUUAAAUCAUUAUUAAUGGAUUCUAUGUCAGUUCCAAUAUCUCCAACACUAUCCAUAGGUAAUCAUUCUCGAACAACAACAACAAUACUACCAACUCGUGAAACAACAUCUAUACUUGGUGCUGAAACCAAUGAUAAUCAUAAUUCUCGACGACGUUUAUCAUCUGCAUCUAAUCAAUCACCAACAAUUAGUCAACAUCACGUAACAAGUGGUGAUGGUAGUAUGAGUUUAGUUACAGAUGAUGAACGACGAGAACAGGCACUUCAUAUGACAAUGGAUGAAUUUUUAAGUUUAUGUCAAUUCCAAUCAAGUCAACAACAAGAUACAUUACGAGAAUUAUUUGAACGUGAAUGUAUAACACUUGAUAUACUUGCAGAAAUGACACAUAAUGAUUUAAAAGAAAUUGGUAUACAUGCUUAUGGUGAACGUCAUAAAUUACUUAAAGGUAUUGAAAGAUUAUAUAAACAAGCAAAAGAUCCAUGGUCAAAUGUACCCGAUCGAGGUUCAGUUUUUAUUGAACUUGAUUCAAACGAUCGAGAAUAUCGACUUGUUGAAGAUGAAUUACAAAGUACUAUUCGUGAGCAUAAAGAUAGUUGUGGUGGUAUAUUUACACGUUAUAUAGUAUUAAAGAUUGAAAAAAUUCGUAAUCGACGUUUAUGGGAUCGUUAUUGUCAUCGUCGAAAUGAAAUUGCAGAUGAUAAUAAUGGUCAUGAAAAUGAACGUUUACUUUUUCAUGGUUCACCAUUUCUUAAUUCAAUUAUGAAUAAAGGUUUUGAUGAAAGACAUGCAUCUAUUGCUGGAAUGUUUGGAGCUGGAAUUUAUUUUGCCGAAAAUUCUUCAAAAUCAAAUCAAUAUAUUUAUGGUAUUGGUGGUGGAAAUGGUUGUUUAGUACAUAAAGAUAAAUCAUGUUAUAUAUGUUCCAGACAAAUGUUAUUAUGUCGUGUAUGUCUUGGACGAUCCUUUUUACAAUUUAGUGCAUCAAAAUUAGCUCAUGCACCACCUGGUCAUCAUUCAGUUAUUGGUCGACCUUCUCAAGGUGGUCUUGUUUAUCCUGAAUAUGUUAUUUAUCGUGGUGAACAAGCUUAUCCAGAAUAUUCUAUUACAUAUAAGCUUUUAAAUCCCAUAAACAACGACAAUGAUUGA